This is a messenger RNA of Nannospalax galili (Upper Galilee mountains blind mole rat), 510 nucleotides long. RefSeq names its product lamin tail domain-containing protein 1-like. NCBI's taxonomy places the organism in Eukaryota, Metazoa, Chordata, Mammalia, Rodentia, Spalacidae. The record is from RefSeq and is a predicted model, not a curated record. Gene Ontology annotation, cellular component: nuclear envelope; cytoplasm.
AUGGACCAGCAGCAUCUACACAUUUUGUUUUCUCGUUCUCUUGGAGAUAUUAAAAUAGCUGAGGUGAACGUCAAGGGAUUAUUUGUGAGACUUGUUAACUCAUCCACUGAAAAAGAAAUGGAGAUUGGAGAUCUCAUUCUCCAGCAGAAUGUGGAAAGACGUCCAGUUUCGUUGUACCAUUUCCUCCCCAACAUCACAAUGCAGGCCAAGUCCAUGGUGAUGGUGUGGGCUUCAGCCUCAGAUGUGAAGCCACAGCUACCAACAGACUUCGUUUGGGAAGAGCAAAGCAGAUUCUGGUGGAGUCCAGACUGGACAAGCAUCCUAUGCAAACCGAACAGCAAGCCUAUCACCUGGUAUAUUCCAAUUCACUAACAAGCUUGGGAGAAGUUAGAGGCUGACGUUGAAUUCGAGAGAUGUUCAGUCACCGUCCCAUCACUACGAAGCCAUAUGUUUUGGUGGACAACAUCUGUGACUUCCAUAAGUAGAGAAGGACAAGGUCUGCCAAAGAAA